Molecule: messenger RNA, 1776 nt
Organism: Sparassis crispa
Lineage: Eukaryota; Fungi; Basidiomycota; Agaricomycetes; Polyporales; Sparassidaceae
Product: Cytochrome P450 52A3-B
Exons: 15
Coding region: 1-1776 (591 amino acids)
Molecular function (GO): heme binding; monooxygenase activity; oxidoreductase activity, acting on paired donors, with incorporation or reduction of molecular oxygen
Source: RefSeq, a predicted model, not a curated record
AUGCCGACACCCAUCCAGGAAACGUUUACUCCCGGUGUGGUUUACCUUGUGGGGGUCAUCUCACGCCUGUUGUCACCACCAUGCGCAACCUACACCGUGCUCGGCUUUCUGCAGGGCUUGCUUGGGCUACAGAUCACCAAAUGGAUUUUAAUCCUGAGCUGCACCUCGUCGCUCCCGGCUCUCGCCUUCGCCCGUUCCCUCUGGAGGCAUUUCCGCGAAGAGCGGGAAAUCCGUGCACUGGGCGCUGUGCGCGUUCCCGCCUUACGAGGUCGUUGGCCAGGAAAUGUGGACUUCAUCCUUCGCAGAGUCAAGACCGCGCGCGACGGCUAUCCUCUUGAGGAGCUUCAGGAGUUUACGCAGCAGGUUGGCAAGAUUUUCAGUAUCAAUAUCAUGGGUGAACAAAGAAUUGUGACCUCCGAUCCAACUCAUAUCAAGACUAUCCUGGCCACCGAAUUCAACAACUGGGAGAAGGGUGCGGUAACUAGGCGUCAGAACAUGUCCGUCUUCGGCACGGGUGUGUUCAACGCAGACGGGGAAAUGUGGAAGUUUCAUCGCUCCAUGACUCGCCCAUACUUUAACCGGGAUCGCAUCACGGAUUUUGAGACUUUUGGGCGGCAUGCCGACGAGGCGAUAUCUGCUGCACGCGCUCGCGCCCUCUGUGGUGCAGCGAUCGACUUCCAGGACCUCGUCUCUCGCUUCACGCUUGACUCCGCGACGGAUUUUCUUCUCGGUUCGUGCGUGCACUCGCUGUAUGCUGUCAUUCCACCAGUGCACGGCGCCCCCGCGCAUAUCUCGCACGCUGCGGACGCGUUUGCGAAUGCACUCAUGAAUGUGCAACAUGGUCUCGCACAGCGCAGUCGAAUGAGUCCAAUUUGGCCACUCUUUGAGAUUUUUGGCGAUAGGACCAGAAAGGACAUGCAGACCAUACGGGAGUUCGCUGACCCGAUUAUUCGGGAAGCGUUGCGGAGGAAAAAGGACCUAAAGGAUUCCAAGGACAUUGAAGCACCCCAUCACACCCUGCUAGAUGAGCUCACGGAUGUUACCGAUGACUUGAGAGUAAUUUCCGACGAGACAUUCAAUAUCCUCCUCGCUGGUCGCGAUACUACCGCGGGCACACUUACGUUCAUGACGUACCUCCUCGCAGAGCACCCGCCCGUCCUUCAGCGCCUCAGGGCAGAGAUUCUCGCGCAGGUUGGUCCGACCCGUUAUCCGGAUUUCGAUGACAUGCGCGAGAUGAAGUAUCUACGAGCGGUCAUCAACGAAACACUGAGGAUCUUCCCUUCGGUGCCUGCGAACGCAAGGUCGCCCAUUAAGUCGACGACGCUGCCGCCGCUGGAGCCUGGCGGAAAGCCGUUCUAUAUUCCGAAGGGCACUAGAGGAAUGUACAUCGUGAUGAACAUGCACAAGGACAAGGACCUAUGGGGCCCUGACGCAGAUGAGUUCGAUCCUGACCGAUUUUUGGACGACCGGCUUACAAAGUACCUCGUCCCGAAUCCCUUCAUCUUCCUGCCUUUCAAUGCAGGGCCGCGAAUCUGCCUAGGCCAGCAGUUCGCAUACAACGAGAUGUCCUUCUUCAUGGUGCGCCUGCUGCAGGCGUUUGACCACAUCGAGCUAGCUCCCGACGCGCAGCCCACCGAGUCACGCCCUCCGGCUUCCUGGGCGACAAGCACGGGCCGCAAGGCGGUUGAGAAGAUUCGCCCGAAGUCCGAGUUGACUAUGUAUGUGCAGGGUGGCUUGUGGCUUCGGUUCGGGGAGGCGGCUUGCGAGCUCUCCUAG